UCGAAACAAAUGCGAAGAAGACGAAGAACCAGAAGACGAAGAAACAGAAGAAGAAGAAGCAGCAUUUCCAUUCAACUCAAAAUGGCGAACUUCGAUCGCAACAGUCGAGGCCACCGCGACGACAGAGGGCCGCUGGAGGAGGGAGGCAGAGUGAAAACUAAGCCUGUCUCUUGUAGCACGGUGGGCGGAGGAGCAAGCAAACUCAAACGCACAUCCCAGCAUCUUUCAUCCGAGGACGAGGACGAAAGCCCGUCAGACCCACCAGCGCCCCGCAAAGCCUCCAAAAUAGGCUUCGGCGUGAGCAGCCAAACCGCGAAAAAGGCCAAUCCCAUAUCGAUCAAGCUUGGUGCAAAUAAGCCCAAAGAGCCAGCACCAGCGCCUCCACCCAAAAAGCUUGGACUGGCGUCUGUUUUCAAUGAGGAUGAUGAUAGUGAGCCUGAGGAGAUGCCCCCGGAGGCGAAGAUGAGGAUGAAGAAUAUUGGCAGGGAGACGCCGACAUCAGCCGGACCCAAUUCCUUCAACAAGGGCAAGCAGGGCUUCUCCGACAAUCAAAAACUUUGGGAGAGGAAGCUGAAAGCACAAAGCGACAAAUAGUGAAACAAAACCAUUUUCUUGCCAAUCAUUUUUUUUUAUAUCCAUAUAAUUUUUUUCUUAUUUUUCGUUAUGGUUAAACCGCAUCUGAGAUCGCUACAAUGGGUUAAAUUAUUGGAGCCUUUGCUUCGCGGAUGCUCUACGAAGGAUCCUUUAAGCCUUUUAGGGUUCUCGGUUUAAGACCUUGCAGCUGCGCGCUGAGCAACGUGUGAAAAUUCGCUGCACCUCACAUCGAUCGGCCAAUAAGAAAAAGUCACUGACCCCGUUUCCUCCUGCUUCUUGUGUGUAGCUAGUGAUGUGUACUUUUGAGAUAUUUUGUGUAUAAAUGUAUAUAGAAGUGUU
This is a messenger RNA of Syngnathoides biaculeatus (alligator pipefish), 933 nucleotides long. Its product is annotated as PEST proteolytic signal-containing nuclear protein-like. Gene Ontology annotation, cellular component: nucleus. The transcript has 5 exons. NCBI's taxonomy places the organism in Eukaryota, Metazoa, Chordata, Actinopteri, Syngnathiformes, Syngnathidae. The record is from RefSeq and is a predicted model, not a curated record. Gene Ontology annotation, biological process: protein ubiquitination; proteasome-mediated ubiquitin-dependent protein catabolic process. The coding region runs from base 10 to 594 and encodes 194 amino acids.